This is a messenger RNA of Pezoporus flaviventris, 946 nucleotides long. RefSeq names its product zinc finger protein 22-like. The transcript is spliced from 2 exons. NCBI's taxonomy places the organism in Eukaryota, Metazoa, Chordata, Aves, Psittaciformes, Psittacidae. The record is from RefSeq and is a predicted model, not a curated record. The coding region runs from base 16 to 900 and encodes 294 amino acids.
CCGGCGGCCGCCCCCAUGGAGCCUGAGGAGCCCUGCGUGGUGGAGCUGCACGACUCGGACGAGGGGGACGUGGUCCGGAGGGUUUACAUCGCCGACGACGGCAUCGUGAGUGACUGCGAGGACGAGGUCCUGCCCCACGAGAUCAUCCAGACCGUGAUCCCGCACAGCCCCCUGCCCCCCAAAGCCAAGAAACGGGGGGCACAACCCAGCUCCGGCGCCGCCACGUCGGCUGGGGGCUACGGCGAGGAGGAAGAGGAGGAGGAAGCGGGGGGGACGCGGCACCGGGGCGGACGCCAGCGCCCCUUCAUCUGCAACGAGUGCGGGAAGAGCUUCAGCCACUGGUCCAAGCUGCUGCGGCACCAGCGGACUCACACCGGGGAGCGGCCCAGCACGUGCGGGGAGUGCGGGAAGAGCUUCAGCCAGAACUCGCACCUGGUGCAGCACCGCCGGACCCACACCGGGGAGAAGCCGUAUCGGUGCGGGGACUGCGGCAAGAGCUUCAGCUGGAGCUCCAACCUCAUCCAGCACCAGCGCAUCCACACCGGCGAGAAGCCCUACAGCUGCGGGCAGUGCGGGAAGAGCUUCACGCAGAGCAAGAACCUCAUCAAGCACCAGCGCACGCACUCGGGCGCGCGGCCCCACCGGUGCGCGCAGUGCGGCCGCGGCUUCGCCCAGAGCACCAACCUGCUCAAGCACCAGCGCGUCCACGCCGCCCGCGGCCAGGCCCCCGCCUGCCCCGAGUGCGGGCAGAGCUGCCGCGACGGCGCCGAGCUGGAGCGGCACCGGGCGCAGGCGCACGGGCACGAGCCCUUCAUCUGCGUGGAGUGCGGGGAGAGCUUCGCCCGCAGCGCCACGCUCAACCGCCACAAGCGCGUCCACAAGCCCCUCUUCGUGCCCUGAGCGCGGCACCGGGGCGCGGGGACUGGGCUGUGGGCAGGGGCGAGGU